AUGGUUUCUAAUCUCGGACGAACGUAUCGAGUCAUCUAACAAAGUCAAACUAUCCCAACGUUACACUCUCCUUAGUUUCAGUACAUCGUGCGCUUCGGUUGUGCGAACAGCGGAACGGUUGUGUAGUAAGUGACAACGCUCACGGAACAUUCUUACUGUGAUAUCGGUAUAUUACGCCACACGGGAAUUCUGGAACAAUUAACUAUUGUUCUCUCGAGAAAUUGUGUUAUUCGGCAUUGUUCGAUCCCCAGAAAGUUUCUUCUAGCGAGAUAAAAAGACGGGCAACGUGCGAUGAAUCGCGAAUGGAACCAGUUGGCCGUGCACAUGGCACCACCGAGGGAGCUGCUCACUGAACUCCGGUUACCGGUAAAAACAUUAACGAGUCCUGGCCCGACUAAUUGCUCGGAGCGAGUUCUCCGGGCCCUUCAGAAUCAAGUCCUCGGCCAUCUCCAUCCCGAAAUUUAUCAGUUGAAAGACGAGAUUAAGGCGGGCCUGCAAUACCUUUUCCAAACGAAGAACAGACUCACUUUGGUGAUAAGUGCGUCGGGUCAUGGCGCGUUGGAGGCGUGUUUGGGAAACUUACUCGAACCUGGUGAUAAGAUUCUAAUUGUGAAAUGCGGAAUCUGGGGCGAACGUGCCAUUGAUAUGGCUCAAAGGAUCGGCGUCUCGGUUGCGUUGAUCGAAACCGACCACGACAAAGCGGUUACGUUGGAACAAUUGGAAUCUGCCUUGAAGCUGCAUAGACCGCAAGCCGUUUUUAUGGUGCACGCGGAAUCCUCCACUGGUUUGAAGCAGCCGUUGGAAGGUUUUGGAGACCUCGUUCACAAAUACGAUGCUCUCCUGAUUGUGGACGUGGUUGCGUCACUGGGCGGCGAACCGUUCUUUAUGGAUUCCUGGGGCGUGGAUGCAGCGUACACCGCCAGUCAGAAGGUCCUCGGUGCCCCCGCAGGACUCUCCCCCAUUUCGCUCAGUCCACGAGCAGAAGAGAAGCUGUUCCGGAGGAAGACAAAGCCGUUUUCUUUCUAUUGGGACCUGACCAUUCUCGGUGUGUACUGGAAAUGCUUCGGGAACAAGGAUGGAGUGUACCAUCACACGGCAAGCGCUACGCUUCUGUACGGUUUACGUGAGGCCCUAGCAGAAAUCGCUGAAGAAGGUCUGCCGAACACUUGGGCCAGACACGCGGCCGCAGCUGUUAGGUUAAGGAAGGGUCUUGAGUUACGGGGCCUUCAAUGUUACGUGAAAAAUCCACGGUAUCAAUUAUCCACCGUGAUCUCUAUAGAGCUGCCACCUGGCGUCAGCGACGAGAUCAUUGUGCAACGAGCCAUGCAAAGUUACAAAGUUGAAAUCAGCAAAGGCUUGGGACCAACUGUAGGGAAGAUCUUGCGAAUUGGUUUGUUAGGAAUCAACGCAAGACCCGAAAAAGUGGAUUUAGUUUUACGUGCCCUCGACGAGGGACUGAAACAUGUUACACCAUCGAAAAUAUAGAAAUGGCAUCUGUAUGGUGUCGUUGCCAGUGAAGAAUCGUGGGUUAGUCUUUCUUGUUUUUGUUAGGGGAUAAUGAAUUUGUAGUACCUCGCAACUGGAGUGUAUUAAAGAGUCGACGUACUGGAAAAUUGAAAUACAUGGGGAUACUUUUAUUGUCAAUUUAUUUUUUAAGGUUAUAACGGUAACCAUAACUUUCUCGUAUUGUUAAACGUUAUCAAUGUACGAAGUGACAGCUAUAGUUACAAAAUCUCGAGAAAUACUGGUGUUACUUGUCAAUAUUCUCUUGUUAUUGUUAUACAUCUAUUUAUUUCGUGUAUACACUUGGAACUAAAACUACAUUCUCCAACGUCGCACGGGUUGCGGUGCAGCGGGCGCUUAUCGAACUGCAUUAACGCACAGUGAAAUAAAACAGCUUCACUAUAAUUCAGUGAAAUAAUAAUUCUUAUAAGAGGGAAAUCCUUACCGCAGGAAAUGAAAUUUACGCUCAAUCAUGUUCUUUAAUGAACCUAUAAACUCUUGAAAAUAAAUAGAUAAUUAUCCACUAAAUAUUUUUCAUUUUAUAAUCUACCCAGUGGAUCUCGCUGUUUAUCCAGACAAUAAUUGAGUAUGGCGUGGCCGGAAAAACUCAUAAAACACAAUAAGGCCAAAUCAUGUGUAUCUGUUUAUUAAUGGAAAUACUGAAAUCGGCAUACAAUUAUCUCUAAUAUAAUUAUCUGUUUACGUUCAAUUAUACGAUUUUAUUACAUUAAUUAGCAAUAUCAACAAUUAAUUAUUUUCUCUCUCUCCCUUUUGUUCCUUCAUUCUUACAGUCCUUUUUAUUUUUUUUUCUCAAUCUCUCCCUCUCUCUCAUUCUGUCUCUCUUUCUCUCUCUGUCUCUCUCACUCACUCCUCCUCUCCCCUUUCCCUUACUUCCUCUCCCUUUUGAUCCUGCACUUUUUCUCAAUCUCUCCGUUUCUGUCUUCACAAGCAUGCAUACAUAUUUCACUGUACGUGUAAUGCAGUUACAGCAAGCUGAUCAAAAUUAACGACGGUACUAGCGAAUUAAUAACGAUUAAUCAUGAUUCAAUUGACAAUCGUUUUGGCACGGUACGGAACGGUCUGGGUCUCCGUUCGAAUCCGUUCCCCUCGGAUCUAUAAAACAAAAAGAUUGAUCCACCAAGUAUCUCGUGACGCGUGGAUACAGAGAGAAAAUGAAAAUAAAAACCGCGCGCGAUGCGAGUCGGUCACCGCGUAGAGAAGAGAAUACAAUUUUUUGGUCUCCGUAACAGUGCUUCGCACUCGCGAGUACAGGGCGUCUCGGAACGAGUAGCAAAAUAAAUCUGUCUAUUAAUCUCUACCUUUACAAGUAACUCGACGAUUGUCGCGCGAUCAUCUCUCGGAUCUCUUGCUUUCGCUGAACAAAACACCCUGCCUGUCGAAACACCCUGUACAAAUGCAGAUUAGAUCAAUCGUGGCAAGUUGAAUACUGGUCUCGUCGACGUUCGCGCAGAAGUCGCGUCGAUGAUUCGAAUUUCUUAUGGGACUAUCCAUGCUUCGCCGACGCGUAAUCGAUUGCAGACGAAUCGACGAUAAAUUUACACGCAAUUUACAAUCGACAUCGAAUAUCCGUUCGCACGAGAUACAUUUGUUCGUUCGAUUUUGAAAUGAGCAUUUCCGUUUGUCCUUUCCUUUUUAGCUAGGGAAAUAGUAUUCUCGAGUUUCGGUGAAUAAAUCGACUAAAGAAGCGACAGUUCGAAUUAUUCCAUUGAAAUCUGUGCUUAUCUCCGAUACGAACGUGCUCUACAAUUAAUUCGCAAACCCGAACAAGAUUACCAAGGCACGAUCGAUCAGUACGGUAACGUUGCCGCAAACGCGACCGCCAUUUUGUCCACGACCCGGACAACCUCCGGUCCCACCGUCCGGCGAAUCACAUUCGACAAUCGUUAUUUCAAUACUUGCACCGUUUCGAGUGGCGCGCGAGCACGCGCGCGUGAAUCAGCGC
Molecule: messenger RNA, 3466 nt
Organism: Nomia melanderi (Alkali bee)
Lineage: Eukaryota; Metazoa; Arthropoda; Insecta; Hymenoptera; Halictidae
Gene: Agxt
Product: Alanine-glyoxylate aminotransferase
Cellular component (GO): peroxisome
Molecular function (GO): L-alanine:glyoxylate transaminase activity; L-serine:pyruvate transaminase activity
Source: RefSeq, a predicted model, not a curated record